Molecule: messenger RNA, 726 nt
Organism: Vigna umbellata (rice bean)
Lineage: Eukaryota; Viridiplantae; Streptophyta; Magnoliopsida; Fabales; Fabaceae
Source: RefSeq, a predicted model, not a curated record
AAGAGUCAAUUAAGAAAUAAUGGAGCACACAACAAGUCUAAUAGUUUUCCUUAAGAUGGCUGUUUCACAGAACAAGCGCAUUCUAUUAGUGGCUUUCGUCAUCCUCUGCCUCUUCUCCACCCAAACAAUAGCACGAACGUUGAAAGAAAAAACCAAUAUAACUAGUGGGGAUGCCAGCAAUGUUCAACAUAGUAACGAAUCGCAUCCCGAGGUAUUUAAGCCAAAAGAUGAGGAUGUUAACGUUGGUGGUGAUGUGUUCUCAGUGGAUUACACUCCAGCAUCCAGAAAACCACCGAUUCACAAUUAAAUACUUCGCAAUUUUGGUAAAGUAGAUAAUGAAGAAAAAUUGUACUAAUAUUCAAGAAUAAGCUGUCUUUUUUUUUUUUUGUAAAAAGGUUAUUAUAGCUAGAAGAUAAGGUAAUUAAUAUAAGUAUUAUCAUUUUUUGGCAACAGUGAAAUUUUCGGUGUCAACUACGUGAUUGAAAUUAUCUUCACUUUGUUCGAUUUCUUCUGAUGUUAAAGAUCCUUAAAAAGUUAAAACUACAAAAAGGAAAGGUGAUGUUUAUGAAGAAUUAAACUACACAGAAUUAUUUAUUGCUAGGCAUAUGCAUGUGUACAGUGUACUACACAGCCUAUCUUUUAUUUAUUGUUCAUAGGUCAAUGGAAACAAAUAUUACAUGUAAUUUACGAAAAACAUUAUUUGCCAGUAAUAGCUUUAGCUGAACA